This is a messenger RNA of Lycium barbarum (goji berry), 1847 nucleotides long. RefSeq names its product glycerol-3-phosphate acyltransferase 5-like. Gene Ontology annotation, cellular component: membrane. NCBI's taxonomy places the organism in Eukaryota, Viridiplantae, Streptophyta, Magnoliopsida, Solanales, Solanaceae. The record is from RefSeq and is a predicted model, not a curated record. Gene Ontology annotation, biological process: cutin biosynthetic process. The transcript is spliced from 2 exons. Gene Ontology annotation, molecular function: glycerol-3-phosphate 2-O-acyltransferase activity; phosphatase activity. Bases 210 to 1715 code for a protein of 501 amino acids.
UUAGAGCUGAAUAUAAAUAAGAGUCCUCCAUGCAUCAAAUGUUAGUUGUGAACAGAUAAACAACCUCAUUUCUCUCGUUAGAGCACGGUCAAAAAAGAAAACGUUUACACUUUACAAAAACCACUUCUUGAUCAAACUUUCCUUAGAAAAAAUUACAAAAUUUCACACCAAUAUUUUUUUGGAGAGAAUAAUCAGAAAUUAGUUCAUCAAUGGAGUCUAUUGUUUCUGAGCUCGAAGGGGUUCUCUUGAAUGACCCAAAUCCCUUUUGUUACUUCAUGUUAUUGGCUUUCGAGGCAUCGGGGCUAAUUCGAUUUGCUCUGUUACUAAUGUUAUGGCCAAUAAUUCGACUCCUCGAGGUUUCUGGGAGGGAGGAUUAUGGGUUAAAACUUACUAUAUUUGUGGCCACGGCGGGUAUAAAAAUAUCUGAAAUUGAAUCAGUGGCUAGAGCUGUCUUACCUAAGUUUUAUUUUCAUGACAUUAAUAUGGAGUCUUGGAGGAUAUUUAGUUCGUGUGAUAACAGAGUUGUGGUGACAAAAACUCCAAGAAUUAUGGUGGAGAGAUUUGUGAAAGUGCAUUUACGAGCUGAUGAAGUAGUUGGUAGUGAACUUGUUAGUAAAUCAGGAUUUGCAACUGGAUUUAUUAAGGAUGAUUUUGACAAGAUUUCAGAUCGGAUUGCUGCAUUAUUUGGUGAUGAACAACCAAGUUUAGGCCUUGGUAGGCCACAAUUUGGAAGAUCCUUCCUUUCUUUGUGCAAGGAACAAUCACAACCACCAUUCUUGAGCAGCAAAAUUAAUCAGGACCACAACCAUCUUAUUGUCAAGCCAUUACCAGUAAUUUUCCAUGAUGGUCGACUUGUUAUUCGUCCAACACCAUUCUCAGCCCUAAUAAUCCUUUUAUGGAUUCCAAUAGGCACCCUUUUAGCUAUAAUUCGAAUUUCCAUUGGCGUAAUACUUCCAAUGUCAAUAAUUCCCUAUAUAACUCCUUUAUUUGGUGGCAAAGUCAUAGUCAAAGGCAAGCCGCCACCACCAGCUACCACCACCAACCCUGGCGUACUGUUCGUCUGCACUCACCGAACCCUCAUGGAUCCCGUCGUCCUCUCGACCGUACUCCAACGUAAAAUUCCUGCCGUAACAUACUCGAUCUCCCGACUAACCGAGAUUAUGUCGCCGAUACCAACAGUUCGAUUGACCAGAACUAGGGACGUGGACUCGCAGAAAAUCAAGCGUCAACUACAGAAAGGAGAUUUGGUUGUGUGCCCUGAAGGAACAACAUGUAGGGAACCGUUUUUAUUGAGAUUCAGUGCACUUUUUGCAGAAUUAACCGAUCGAAUCGUACCAGUGGCUAUGAAUUAUAGAGUAGGGUUUUUUCAUGCAACAACAGCUAGGGGAUGGAAAGCUAUGGACCCAGUUUUUUUCUUCAUGAAUCCUAGACCAACUUACGAGGUAACAUUCUUGAAUCAACUGCCAGAAGAUGCCACGUGUUCAUCUGGGAAAAGUCCACAUGAUGUUGCAAAUUAUGUUCAGAGAAUUUUGGCUGCAACAUUAGGAUUUGAGUGUACAAAUUUUACGAGGAAGGACAAGUACAGGAUUCUUGCUGGUAAUGAUGGAAUAGUAUUACAGAAAUCCAGCACUAAUUAUGGGAUUAAAAAAUUGGUUAACACAUUCAUACAUGUGGCGGGCACAAGAAAGAAGUUGAUUAUGAGCUACUUUAUUUAGUACAAUAUUUAAGUUUAAUUCUGUUUUUGUACAAAUUAAAACAGUGGCUUGGAUUCUUUGUUUUUUUUUUUUUUUAAUCUUCUUUUAAUUAUUAUUUUUCCAGAAAUGUUGAAUAAUCCACUGGAUUAACUG